AUGAUCAAAGCGGGGUCUCGGUCGGGCACCUCGCUGCCCACGGAUACGAUGGACAUCAUCCGCAGCAAGACCCACACCCGCCGAGUGAGGCUCAACGUCGGGGGCCUCCUCCACGAAGUCCUGUGGAGGACGCUGGACCGGCUGCCCCGCACAAGACUGGGCAAACUAAGAGACUGCAACACCCACGACUCUAUCAUGGAGAUAUGCGACGACUACAGCUUAGAUAGCAACGAGUACUUUUUCGACAGGCAUCCCGGCGCAUUCACCUCCAUUCUCAACUUCUAUCGCACCGGAAAGUUACACAUGAUGGAGGAGAUGUGCGCCCUCUCGUUCAGCCAAGAGCUGGACUUCUGGGGCAUCGACGAGAUCUACCUGGAGUCCUGCUGCCAGGCCAGGUAUCACCAGAAAAAGGAGCAGAUGAACGAGGAGCUCAAAAGAGAGGCCGAGAACAUGAGGGAGAGGGGAGGAGAGGAGUUUACAACCACAUGCUGUUCCGAAAAGAGGAAGAAACUCUGGGACCUCUUGGAGAAGCCUAGUUCAUCAUUUGCAGCUAAGAUCCUGGCAAUUAUCUCCAUCCUCUUCAUUGUGUUGUCAACCAUUGCCUUGUCUCUGAACACCCUUCCAGAGCUGCAGGACACAGAUGAGUUUGGUCACCCUACAGACAACCCACAACUGGCCCAUGUGGAAGCUGUAUGUAUUGCCUGGUUUACCAUGGAGUACUUGCUUCGCUUCCUCUCCUCCCCCAACAAGUGGAAGUUCUUUAAGGGUCCUCUGAAUAUUAUCGACCUGCUGGCCAUCCUGCCCUACUACGUCACCAUCUUUCUGACAGAAUCCAACAAGAGUGUGCUGCAAUUUCAGAACGUCCGUCGAGUGGUUCAGAUUUUCCGGAUCAUGCGGAUCCUGCGUAUUCUGAAGCUGGCUCGUCACUCCACAGGUCUUCAGUCUCUGGGCUUCACUCUAAGGAGGAGCUAUAAUGAGCUGGGCCUGCUCAUUCUUUUUUUGGCCAUGGGCAUCAUGAUAUUCUCCAGUCUGGUCUUCUUUGCAGAAAAGGAUGAAGAGGACACCAAGUUCAAAAGCAUUCCAGCUUCCUUUUGGUGGGCUACCAUUACUAUGACAACAGUUGGCUAUGGUGAUAUCUACCCAAAAACUCUACUGGGAAAGAUAGUUGGAGGUUUGUGCUGCAUCGCUGGAGUACUGGUGAUAGCCCUGCCUAUCCCAAUCAUAGUGAAUAACUUCUCUGAGUUCUACAAAGAACAAAAGAGGCAGGAGAAAGCCAUCAAAAGAAGGGAGGCUCUAGAGAGGGCUAAGAGAAAUGGUAGCAUUGUCUCUAUGAACAUUAAAGAAACAUUUGGCCGCAGUGUAGAGCUCAUGGAUGUAAUGGUGGAAAAUACUGAAGAAAAAAAGAAGGUGCAUGAUAAUAAUGUGUCUCCAACUCAACUGAAAGGGACACCCAAACUCAAGUCACAGAUGAGCCCCAGCAACCCCACUAAGACUCUCGAAUCAAGCUACCAAGAGCAGGCCAAGCCUUCUAGUAGCCCUCAACAUCUCAGCGCACAGAAACUGGAGGAGAUGUACAAUAAGAUGGCCAUAGCCCAGUCACAACCCAACGUCGACAGCAAUGAAAAAGGGCCACUGCCCAAAGCAGUCAGGCAGAGAGCUGAAUUUGAGAUGGGAAACAUCCCCACUGAAGCUAUCUUAAGCACAGCAGAGGCAGUUACAGACAUGAGGAGCAUGUCCAGCCUUGACAGCUUCAUCAGCUGCGCCACUGACUUUCCUGAGAGCUCUCGCUUUUCCCACAGCCCUGUCAGCAACAUGAUAGGGAGGUUCAGCACCAACCCCAGCCUGGUGCCCACCAUGGAGAAUGAGCAUGAAGGAUCCCAGGGCACCACCACACCCCUGACAGGACCAGGCACCGAGCCCGGUUCUGACAGCUCCAAGGGUCUACAUUUGAACAAGCCACUCAAAAGCCGCUCUCUCAAGGUCAACUUCAGAGAUCGGGAGGAUUCAGGGACAGGGGCCUUCUCAGACAGCUCGUCAGUCCAGAGUCCUGAGGUGUCUAUCUACACAACUGCCAGUAACAGGACACCCAGCAAGAGUCCGGAGAAUUUACCGCCCGUCAUCUUCACGUUCCACGAUGCGUCCAUCAAUAAAUUCAUCGAUGCCGACACAGAUGAGGAGGAGCACCUGAAUGAUGGUUCACGCACCAACCCUUCCCAAAGACUUCUGGAAAAAGCCAGCCCCAAAGCUGGCCAUCACUCCAGCUUCCAGCAAGGGUCCAACCACAUGGGGGGCCUGCAGAGGAAGCUCGGGAACAGCACACUGCCGCUAGAAGCGCAGGAGAACCAUGUGGUUCAGGAGCUCAUGCCACUUCAGGGAGCGAAGAGUCACCCUAACGCUUAAAGUUAGAAUAAGUGAGA
Molecule: messenger RNA, 2417 nt
Organism: Micropterus dolomieu (smallmouth bass)
Lineage: Eukaryota; Metazoa; Chordata; Actinopteri; Centrarchiformes; Centrarchidae
Product: potassium voltage-gated channel subfamily B member 1-like
Exons: 2
Coding region: 1-2400 (799 amino acids)
Biological process (GO): potassium ion transmembrane transport; protein homooligomerization
Cellular component (GO): membrane; voltage-gated potassium channel complex
Molecular function (GO): delayed rectifier potassium channel activity; protein binding
Source: RefSeq, a predicted model, not a curated record